Molecule: messenger RNA, 2120 nt
Organism: Mya arenaria
Lineage: Eukaryota; Metazoa; Mollusca; Bivalvia; Myida; Myidae
Exons: 15
Coding region: 56-1969 (637 amino acids)
Molecular function (GO): protein binding
Source: RefSeq, a predicted model, not a curated record
AACUUUUUGGGAACCUUUUACAUCAACAACGGAGUUGCCUACUACUACCAUUACAAUGGCAUCGACAACAAACGUUCUACCCCUAACCACGGCUUCUAGAGUUUGUCGAUACGAGAAGAUAAAGAGUUUAGACAUCCAGGCCACCAAUUUUGCCAAGGAUUUGACAAUUAUUCAGAACGCCAAUGUUGAACUGGACCAGUCGGUUCAUUUGUUGGGAGACGUUGUCUUCUGUCAGGGCGUGUGUGAACAAUCUUUUCUAGCCGAGGGUCCGCUCACCGGAUAUGAGUGCUGGGCAUUUACCUUCAACGAUGUUGACAAAUGCAACCUGUACUACUAUACAAGUCCCCUGCAGGUGAUUGACCCAUCCAUCUUCUCUAACAACUCUGAAACCAUUCUAUACCUGAAACGAUGCUCUGAUGACCCUCCUACAACAAUGGUGCCUACUGAAGCUACGACGACCCAACCGAUGCCCUCAACCACCAUAACACACGUCACUGACACCGUACCAGAUGAAACCACAACAGAAAUGGCAACCGCAGUAUUUACUACCACAGACGACAACCAGAGCGGUACAUCUACUAGUGCCUUAACAAGCACAUUGGCUGCAAGUACAACUGUAAACGUUGCCGUCACGACAGCUACAACCCCAACCGCCGCUGUUACUACCGGGGCUAUAAGUAUCAAUAGUGGACGACCCGAUGUGUCAGGACUGACCCCUGUUAGCGCAAACACAUACCAGCUAACUGGUGUGCCCUCUCCGGCUCCUGGAAUGUGCUUCUUCCUUAACAAUACAUAUAAGAUGGGUGAUCACUGGAAUGACACGUGCAAAUAUGACUGCGAGUGUGUCGAUACAACCUCCAACACAGCCCUCUGUCAGGACGUUUGCCCGCAUUUCGACUCUAUCCGCGCCGGUUGUCAAAUUGUGAAGGAUGACGGCGACUGCUGUGCUCGCCUUGAUUGCGUAAACGGAACGAACGUCAAUUCAACUGUCAGCCCUACCGCUAAUUGUGUUGACAACCUGCCAACGUGUGAUUACUAUGGCGAUGACGCAUGCAUGGGCUCUUUUGAACCUUGGGCAAAGGCAAACUGUGCUCUUAGAUGCGGAUUCUGCGAUAACCAGCCCCCAUGUCUAGACCGGCUUUCCUACUGCAGUCUCUACGAUAUGGUAAACGACUGUGCCCAGUAUGAGGGCUGGGCCCGCCACAACUGUAGAUCCAGCUGCAACCUUUGCUCUGUCCCAACCCAUAGCACCGCCGCCUUUGCCGUCACCAAUAUGACAACAUCUGCCGUGGAGACGUCUCCUCCAACCCCUCCUGCCACAACAGUUGCCUCCAAAACAACUUUAGCUGCUGCAACAGUCCAGACGGGAGUUCCAGGAGGUUUCGCACCCAGUGUGUUAGCACCCCAAAGAUUGGUCGUUGUCAACGCAAACACAUAUAAGAUGAACGGUGGGCUAUCGCCGGUCGCUGACACUUGUUACUUUCUGAACAAUACGUAUAAGAGUGGUGAGCACUGGAAUGACACAUGCAAGUAUGACUGCGAGUGUAUCGACACAUCCUCCAACACAGCCCUCUGUCAUAACGUUUGCCCGUACUACAAUUCCAUCCCCGUUGGUUGUCAGAUUGUGAAAGAUGACGGCGACUGCUGUGCUCGCCUUGAUUGCGUGAACGGAACGGAUGUCAAUUCAACAGUCAGCCCUACCGCCAAUUGUGUUGACAAAAGGCAAAAUUGUGAUUACUAUGGGGACAACGCAUGCGUAGACGCUUUUGAGCCUUGGGCAAAGGCAAACUGUGCUUUGAGAUGUGGAUUCUGUGAUUACCAGCCCCCAUGCCUGGACUUGCUGUCUUUCUGCAGUCUUUACGAUUUGCCGAACGACUGUGUCAAUUAUGAGGGCUGGGCGCGGCGCAACUGUAAAUCCAGCUGCAACCUUUGCGCUGUCCCUACCCACAACACCACCACUGCUCCUUAGAGCCAACUCUGUACCCGUUGAUAUAUGCAUAGAUUUUUUGUAAUGUGAAGUGUGGAAUCUGUUUGUGUUUAGAAUGUAUCUUGAUUUCAUAUUGUCAAUUUUUCUAUGAUGAUUAAACGAUUAAGAUGUCUAAUAAAGUUAAUUAACAAUU